Messenger RNA from Trichoplax adhaerens, 793 nucleotides. RefSeq lists its product as hypothetical. Bases 103 to 612 code for a protein of 169 amino acids. Gene Ontology annotation, molecular function: actin binding. NCBI's taxonomy places the organism in Eukaryota, Metazoa, Placozoa, Uniplacotomia, Trichoplacea, Trichoplacidae. The record is from RefSeq and is a predicted model, not a curated record. The transcript has 7 exons. Gene Ontology annotation, biological process: actomyosin structure organization.
AAUAAUUUGUGUAAUUUACUUAACCAUCAGUACUAUUACGUUGCCCGUAUUAUAAUUUUCGCUAGUCAUAAUCGGUUAAAUCCUUACAAGUUUCAAUCACUCAUGAGAGACAGCAUGUCAGAAAAUUUCAAGGCAAAUAACAACAAUUCCUAUCGUAAAAGGGAGAAAAGGGCUUUGGCUUGGAUUGAAGCCGUUAACGGUAAAAAAAACUUUGGCUGGACUACACCGGGAAAACUAAGAGAUGGUGUUGCCUUAUGCAACCUAAUUAAUAACCUCCAGCCUGGAAGUAUAUCACAAGUAAGCACAUCUAAGAUGGCAUUUAAACAGAGGGAAAAUAUUAUGAGCUUUUUGAAAGUCAUCUACCAAUAUGGUGUACCUAAGCAGGAAAUUUUUAAACCUGUUGAUUUACUUGAAGGAUCUAAUAUGUUACAGGUUAUAUGUACUAUAGAGGCUCUGGGUCAGUUGGCUCAUAAAAAAGGUUACAAAGGACCGGCUUUGAAUGAUAAAAUAUUGUGGAUUAAGCUAUCAUUCCAAUAUGUAAAAACAACCAUGAUGUAUGAUCGAUGGGUCCGAGAGAUCUGGGAACGACCGAUUACUAAGAGUCUAUUUUAAUGGCAGGCCAACUUGUUAGCAAAUAUCUUACUUAUCGGGAGAACUUUUAAAUUUGCUACCGUUAUCUAUAUCAUAAAUUUAGAAUAGCAUCUUAUUCUGAAUAACCUUUACAUUUUGAAAUCAUAAUUUGUUUCGUCUGAAAAUGAUAUUUCAGGGCAUUAUACUUGCUUCAAUAUAUUUG